Messenger RNA from Diabrotica virgifera virgifera (western corn rootworm), 2232 nucleotides. Its product is annotated as glucose dehydrogenase [FAD, quinone]. NCBI's taxonomy places the organism in Eukaryota, Metazoa, Arthropoda, Insecta, Coleoptera, Chrysomelidae. The transcript has 5 exons. The record is from RefSeq and is a predicted model, not a curated record. Gene Ontology annotation, molecular function: oxidoreductase activity, acting on CH-OH group of donors; flavin adenine dinucleotide binding. Bases 189 to 2054 code for a protein of 621 amino acids.
GAUACACAUAUAUAAAAUAAAUCAAGGCAAGCGGCGCGAAAACAUUUGAAAAUCGACGAUAUCAGUCAAAAAGUUUGGGUCCCAGAGGCAGCUGCCCCCGAUCACUUUUUGUGUUACUGUGUUGGUGCAAGUGAAGGUUAUUGGUGCAAUAUUGAAAAUUGCGUGCUCAUAAUUGGAUUUAAAUAAGGAUGUCACAGCUUCCAUCCAUUUGGUUUCUCCUUCUAGGAACCCUAUUGGGUACGACGACGGGUCAAUCAAAUCUCCUGGAUGGAGUUAUCAAGCUACUUCAAGAUGGCGACAACCAGAUACAGAAGGAACCACCCGACAUGCCGGAAUACGAGAUGCUGAAAGAGUAUGAUUUUAUCAUAGUUGGAGCAGGAACAGCUGGAUGUACAUUAGCCAAUCGGUUGAGUGAAAACCCUGACUGGAAUGUCCUACUUAUUGAAGCAGGAAGACCUGAAAAUUUUAUGAUGGACCUUCCCAUCUUAGCUAAUUAUCUCCAAUUCACAGACACCAAUUGGAAAUAUACAACAGUACCCAGUGGAAAUUAUUGCCUAGGAUUCGACAACCAACAAUGCAAUUGGCCGAGAGGCAAAGUGAUGGGUGGAUCCAGUGUGUUAAAUUAUAUGAUAUAUACCAGAGGAAACCGCCUGGAUUACGACCAUUGGGCCAGUUUAGGAAACACAGGAUGGUCAUAUGAAGAAGUACUGCCAUAUUUUAAAAAAGUAGAAAAUUUUAGUGUACACGAACACAUGAACCCUAUGGACCCAAGGUACCACGAUACCAAAGGACAUUUAACAGUGAGUUAUUCACCCGGUAAGACAAAAAUAGCUGAAGCUGUCAUAGAAGCUAGCAAGCAAUAUGGUCUUCCUGAAAUUGAUUACAACGCUCAAUCACAGAUUGGUGUAUCUCGGCUCCAAGUCUCCAUGGAAGAUGGUGUGCGAGACAGUUCAAGCAGGGCGUAUCUACAUCCAAUUUCAGACCGACCUAACCUCCACGUCAUUAAGUUCACCAUGGUAUCAAAAAUUCUCAUUGAUCCAGCUACCAAAACAGCCUAUGGAGUGCAAUAUGUAAGAAACGGAAAGAAACGUAUAGCUCGAGCUACAAAAGAAGUAAUUUCAUCUGCCGGGGCUAUAAACUCACCACAACUGCUUAUGCUUAGUGGGAUAGGACCUAAAAAGCAUUUGACCUCUGUGGGUAUUAAAGUUCUUAAAGAUCUUAAAGUUGGUUAUAAUCUUAUGGAUCAUGUGGCCACUGGAGGAUUAACUUUCGUUAUAGACAAACCUUACUCUAUCAGAAUUGAUAGAGUGAUCACCAGGGAGAAUCUAGAUAUGUAUCUAAAUCAUCAUCAGGGUCCCUUAACCAUAGCUGGAGGUUGUGAAGUACUAAUAUUCCACGACUUUUCCAACCCCGGUAAUCCUAAUGGGCACCCAGAAAUGGAAUUGCUGUAUGAAGCUGGUUCUGUGGUGUCUGAUUAUACUUUUCGAAGAAGUUUCGGUAUUACUGAUGAGAUAUACGAUGCUGUAUACACUCCGAUACAAAACAAAGAUACGUUCAUGGUAAUGCCCAUGUUGAUGAGGCCGAAAAGUAAAGGAAAAGUUAUGUUGAAAGAUGCUAACUACAAGAGUAAGCCUUUGAUAUACCCCAACUAUUUCGCUUUUAAAGAGGACAUGGAUAUAUUGAUUAAAGGUAUACGUUUGGCUGUUAAUAUCUCAGAACAACCAGCCUUAAAGGCCAUAGGAGCUAGAUUGCAUGACAUACCCAUACCUCAGUGUAAAAUAUUCCCUUUUGGUACCGACGAAUACUUUGAAUGCAUGACUCGCCAAUUCAGCUUCACAAUUUACCAUCAAAGUGGAACUUGUAAAAUGGGCCCACCAAAAGAUAGAAGGGCAGUAGUAGAUCCAAGAUUACGAGUCUAUGGCAUUAAAAACCUAAGGGUUAUAGAUGCGUCUAUUAUGCCAGAAAUACCGGCAGCUCAUACAAACUCGCCAACAUAUAUGAUAGCGGAGAAGGGGGCAGAUAUGAUCAAGGAAGAUUGGGGAAUGAAGAAAUAACUGUGAUAUAAAUAUAGGAUUGUACAUAUUAGGUUAAGUUUUAAUAUUAUUUAUUAAUCUGCAGUAAAUUUGUGAUAAAUAACUUUUAGUAGUACUUUUUAUUUUACUGUAACAAUAUACUCGUAUGUAUAAAACGUUUAAAAAAUAUGUGUAAAUAAAACAAACUAUUGGUAAAUAA